This is a messenger RNA of Sorghum bicolor (sorghum), 552 nucleotides long. Its product is annotated as translation initiation factor IF-2-like. The transcript has 2 exons. NCBI's taxonomy places the organism in Eukaryota, Viridiplantae, Streptophyta, Magnoliopsida, Poales, Poaceae. The record is from RefSeq and is a predicted model, not a curated record. The coding region runs from base 1 to 552 and encodes 183 amino acids.
AUGGGUGCGGAUUCGAAGUUCGCCGUGGCGGCGAGCUAUGGCACGGCGGGGCGAGGCAAGGGCACGGGCACGUUGCGCGCGGUGCGGCGGAGCCGGUGCGCGCACUGGCCGCGCGGAUGGAGGGCCGAGGUGCGUGGUCCACGGCCGCGGGUGGACGGCGGCGGCCGCAGAGCUCCGGGGCUUUUUCGCAAAACGGCCAGGGCAGUGCGGGGUGGCCAGCCCUGCUGGCCACGUGGCGAGGCGCGGCUGGCCGGUCCACCGCGGGGCUGUGGACCAAGGGGCGCGGGGGCUGGCUCACCGGUCCACGGUGGACCGGGCCGAGCGGGCGUGGGCGCGGCGGCCGGCCGCGGCGGCGCCAUGGGUGCGGAUUCGAAGUUCGCCGUGGCGGCGAGCUAUGGCACAGCGGGGCGAGGCAAGGGCACGGGCACGUUGCGCGCGGUGCGGCGGAGCCGGUGCGCGCACUGGCCGCGCGGAUGGAGGGCCGAGGUGCGUGGUCCACGGCCGCGGGUGGACGGCGGCGGCCGCAGAGCUCCGGUGAGCGCUGGCGCUUGA